Manis javanica (Malayan pangolin) is the source of this 10123-nucleotide messenger RNA. It is a transcript of the gene COLGALT2, whose product is annotated as collagen beta(1-O)galactosyltransferase 2. The record is from RefSeq and is a predicted model, not a curated record. Gene Ontology annotation, molecular function: procollagen galactosyltransferase activity. Lineage: Eukaryota; Metazoa; Chordata; Mammalia; Pholidota; Manidae.
CAGACAGGGCCACACCUCACAGCUCUGGGGAAAGCCACAGACCUCAGCUGUACAAGCUGAGCCUGGACUAGAGGAACUUUCCGCUGGACAGGACAAACAGCCCCACAGACACGACUGUCUGCGAGCCGAGCCCCGGCGGCGGCAGGUACGCGGUGCGCUCCCGCGCCCGGGCCCGGGCGGUGCAGCGGCGGCGGGAGGGUCUCGGGCGGCCCCAGUCGGUGCCAGCGUGCGCGCGCCAGCAGCCCGGGCGAGCCGCGACGCCUGCCCACCCCUCGCGGCGGCCCCGGACGCCCUCGGGCAGGUCCUCCCGCCGCCCGCCACGGCCUUGAACAUGGCUGCGCGCCGCGCCGCCACCCUCGCCUGGCCGCUGCUGCUCCUGUCCUGGGCUCUGCUGCGCGGCGGCUGCCGGGCGCGCUUUGCCGCCGAGCCGGACACGGAGGGCGCCGAGGCGGAGGCGCUGCUUUUCCCCGAGUCGCCCCUGCAGAGACCCACGGUGCUCGUGGCGGUGCUCGCCCGCAACGCCGCGCACUCGCUGCCCCACUUCCUCGGCUGCCUGGAGCGGCUGGACUACCCCAAGCCCAGGAUGGCCAUCUGGGCAGCCACCGAUCACAAUGUGGAUAAUACAACAGCAAUACUCAGGGAGUGGUUGAAAAAUGUACAGAAAGCCUAUCACUAUGUGGAGUGGAGGCCUUUGGAUGAACCAGAGUCUUAUCCUGAUGAAAUUGGACCAAAGCACUGGCCAAGCUCCCGGUUUGCCCACGUGAUGAAGCUCCGACAGGCAGCCCUCCGAACGGCGAGGGAAAAAUGGUCAGACUACAUUCUGUUCAUAGAUGUUGACAACUUCCUGACUAAUCCACAGACCCUCAGUCUAAUGAUUGCAGAAAACAAAACCAUUGUGGCCCCCAUGCUGGAGUCCCGGGGCCUGUACUCUAAUUUCUGGUGCGGAAUCACACCUCAGGGCUUCUAUAAGCGGACUCCGGACUACCUUCAGAUCAGAGAAUGGAAGAAGACAGGCUGCUUCCCCGUCCCCAUGGUGCACUCCACGUUCCUCAUCAACCUCAGGAAGGCCGCCUCUGACAAGCUGGUGUUCCAUCCCCCGCACCAGGACUACGCCUGGACCUUUGAUGACAUCAUGGUGUUCGCUUUCUCCAGCAGGCAAGCAGGUGUCCAGAUGUACCUCUGCAACAGAGAGCACUAUGGCUACCUGCCCAUCCCCCUGAAGCCCCAUCAGACCCUGCAGGAGGACAUCGAGAACCUCAUCCAUGUGCAGAUAGAAGCGAUGAUUGACCAUCCUCCAAUGGAACCUUCCCAGUUUGUCUCAGUUGUGCCUAAGUAUCCAGACAAGAUGGGAUUUGAUGAGAUUUUCAUGAUAAACCUCAAGCGCAGAAAGGACAGGAGGGACCGGAUGUUACGCACUCUGUACGAGCAAGAGAUUGAGGUCAAGAUUGUUGAGGCUGUGGAUGGAAAGGCACUCAAUACAAGCCAGCUGAAGGCCCUGAAUAUUGAAAUGUUGCCUGGAUAUCGAGAUCCCUACUCCUCCAGGCCUCUGACCAGGGGUGAAAUCGGCUGCUUUCUUAGCCACUACUCUGUAUGGAAAGAGGUAAUUGACCAAGAGCUGGAGAAGACCCUUGUCAUUGAGGAUGAUGUGCGUUUUGAACAUCAGUUUAAGAAGAAGCUGAUGAAGCUGAUGGAUGACAUUGACCGGGCUCAGCUGGAUUGGGAACUGAUUUAUAUUGGUAGGAAGAGGAUGCAAGUAAAGGAGCCAGAGAAAGCAGUGCCCAGCGUGGUGAAUCUGGUAGAAGCUGACUAUUCCUACUGGACGCUGGGCUACGUCAUCUCCCUAGAAGGAGCGCAGAAGCUGGUGGGAGCGGAUCCUUUUGGGAAGAUGCUGCCAGUGGACGAGUUUCUGCCAAUCAUGUACAACAAACAUCCUGUAGCUGCGUACAAGGAGUAUUACGAAUCCAGGGACUUGAAAGCCUUCUCCGCAGAACCUUUGCUCAUCUAUCCCACACACUACACAGGCCAGCCGGGCUACCUGAGUGACACCGAGACCUCGACCAUCUGGGACAAUGAGACAGUGUCCACUGACUGGGACAGGACACAUUCCUGGAAGUCCCGGAAGCAAGGCCAUAUCCACCGCAAUGCCAAGAACACAGAGGCCCUGCCGCCGCCAACCUCCUUGGAUACUCUGCCUUCACGGGAUGAGCUAUGAAGGCCCCAGGGGGAGCCUACCACUCCUUGGCUUUUCUGACAGGCUGUUCAUCUUUUCCUCCAGUUCCUUUUAGUGGUCACAGUCGCUAGCCCAAGUGGUCUAAUGUGAUGGAUCAAAAUUAAUAUAUUCUUGAUGGGGAGGAAAAUAGGCAAACUAAACCUGAAUUUCCUAGCGUGGCUAGAAGAUGGGAUUUAUGGCAACUAUCAAGGUAAACUUCAAUCCAGACCCAGUUCUUCAGUCCACUACCCAGCUGGUAUGGCUUCCCAAGGUAAAGCUGAACAAUAUGGCUCAGCGAGGUAUCCAGGGGAAAGGCGGUUGCCCCAAUAAAUGGGUGGACAAGGCAGCCAAGCCAAAUGGACUGUAUCUAUUGGCCUUGUAGGCCCAUUUUAUGUCACAGAUGUGACCUGGAAACUUGUGUAGUUAUAGUUUGAAAAAACCAAAUCAUUUAAAAUCAAAUUAAUUGGGGUGUUUGGUUGAAAGGAUUUUGUCAUGAGCCAUAUAGCAAGGUUGAGGUUUUCAUCUCAGUCCUCAUCCACUCAGGAUGGGUGUUUUCCUUUUUUUUUCGGGAUAGGUAUUUGAGUUCGUCUGAGACUUGGCUUCUGACCAUCGCGGCAACGGGGACUCGCAUAAAGAGUAGUCAGUUGGCCACGUGGGUGUGGUACAGGGGGUACCUGAGGGUUUGUGUAGCUCUUUGAGGAGAAAGGAACUCACGUUUUGGCCCCUUUUAUUCUGGUCACUUGAGAGAGGGUGCUGUAUUUAUGAAGAUGAAUGUAAUAUAUAAGGGAUUAGGGUUGGUGUUUAUGUCCUGGGGUGCAUUUCUGCUGCGGCAUGAGAUGCUCCCCCGCACCCCCGAGCUUAGGAAUGAACUGCAGGCGUGAGCUGCGAGUCGCUGUGGAGAGGCAGAGCACAUUUUCAGGCCAGCAACCAUCCUUGUCUGGGUUUUUCAUUCUAUUUUGAAUUAUUUAUUUUAGCAAUAGUAAGGAAAACAUCUGUGGAGUGAGGCAGAGAAAUGUUUCUCAGGCUCUCACUGCCCCUUGAGGAGUGGACAGCAUGGGCACAUGAGCUCAGUGACCUGGGUCGCCUGCAUUUCCCAGCCUGACUCUCACAGGGAGACCUGUUGAGCGGGCGAUUUGAACCGCCUGGAAACGAACGAUUCUCCAUUUCAGGUGAGAGGCUUUGGUCAGAAACAGCGGGCUGAUCGACUGACUGAGGCUGACACGCAGGGCAGCUCUCAGAGUCAGGAUGCUGGGCAGACAACCUCUCCGCUUUCUUUAUGGAUUGAUUUUCUAUGAAAUGCAGAGUUGGGCUACAUCAUCUCUUCCCACUGCACAAUUGGGAUCCUGAGACAUCUCGUGAUGGCUUGCCUCAGGUUCACGUUCUCAUGUCCACAAGCAGUAAAACAUCGCCUCCAGAAAUAUCUCCCCUGCCACCACCAUACACACACAUGCCUUCGGGAGCUUCAUGUUUUGGAGCAGCACCCACAGGUGGGGUCGCUGCUGGUACCAAGCUUAGUGCACCCCCAGGAGGGCUCCAAGCCACAGCACAGCAGGGCUGUUGCCUUCCUCAGAACACCGGCGUCAGCCUUCCUUCUUGACUUACUGUUGAUGGUCUUCUAUACCGCCUAGUAAGCAAGGAGACUGGGGAAAGGGUCUCAGCCAACUUCAGAUUUUACUUCUUGCACAUACCUGUCAGAGCGUGACUCUUUUUCUAGAAAAACAGAAAGCAUCAGGGGAGCUAAUGAAAAUCCCUUAGGUGAUACCUAAGUUUGUUUGGGUCUUUUGUAUUUUGUUUGCAUAUAUGAAUGUGUGCAAGUGUGCAUGGCUUUCACUUUUUUUUAACAGGGUGGGAGGUGGCUGAAGGUGUUGGGAAUAUAGGAAGAUUGAGUCGAUUUUUGUGUGGUUUUGUUGAGUAGAGAACAUUUUUUGCCUUUUUCCCUAUCAGCUGGUCUGACGGGUUUAUGAAUUCUCAUUCUUUAAAGACAUUGGUCUUAAAUUCUAGAAUUUUUUAUUAGGACUAUUCUACUGUGAAUCAAGUUCUAAGCGUGGCCUUUGCUUCUCCCUCCUGAGGUCCAGAAUCCCAAGCUGUGUUCUAUUGUGAGCAUGGUGAACUACAGACCCGCAUUUCUUUGCAAGUCAUGUCUUCAGCCAUGCAGGGGUUCCCCGACCUCAUUUUCCUUCCUGCCUCCCCUCUGGUCCGAAGUCAGGACAUGGGACCUUCGCAGUGUCAGAGGCCUUCACCUCGGGCUAUGGCACCUGCUCUCUGCCUCUGGAAGCUAAAUCCCAUCUGGAUCCCUCUCUGGAUCUUGGGCUCCAAGGUGGGGUCUUCUGGACAGAUGACCCCGACUUCAGCAGUGCUGGUGCUGCUGAGGGUGGACUGAGCAUCUCUGUUUGCAGAGGGCAUGCUGCUUGCUUUGGGUUCACCGGGACCUACUGCAGGAACCUCAGAAAAUAAGGGCCAGCCUCCAGCAUUCUACACUGUCUGUCAUGCCGUGUUGUUUUAGGGAGGGGAAGUGGUAAACUACUUGCCUUCUAGAGCUCUUCGUGAAAAAUUAAAAAAAAAAACUAACUCAACUCUAUGAAUGUCAUUCAUUGUUUUGUGCAACAGUGGUCCAUGGCCAACACAGCUGUGACUUCCGGGUCUGCGCUGACCAAGGAUGCUGGAGGCCAGAGAGAACCAUGCCUGCUACGUGAUCUCUGUGGCAAACAGGAGAGGGUGGUCCCUGACCGUCCUGUCCAGGGGGCUGCUUCAGACUGCUGGCUGGAGGUGGGCAAGUUGAAAAGGAGUCUAGGCUACAGACAGAUGAGUCCCGGGUGAGAGGGGUGGGAGGGAGGGUGCCUCUUGAAUAUUUGUGUGAUACGGUCAGUCUAUCCAGUCAUCAGAAGAUACUGAGAUGCUUGUCUGAGGUAAGGAGGGGAAGAAAGAGGGGAGAGUCCAUGUUGACCUCAGUGACCCCUUGAAUAUCAUAUCAGGCUUCCCCAGAACCUCAAAAGCCAGGUGUGAACACUGCCUUGUUUCGGGCCCUGUGCUGGGCACCAAGAUGCUCCCAAGGCUACGAGAGGCCCCCUGCUGCUGUGGGGUCUGGGUCCAGUGGAGCAGCCAUAAAAACAGGAAGGCUGCAGGGCCCCAGGAAACCUGGUUCUUCUGAGGAGGACUGUCAGGCAGCUUGCAGGGUAGGCAACAGUUAUGUUGGUUUUAAGGAUGUGAAUGGGAGUUUAGAAGAGGGAUGGGGGUGGUGGUGGUGAAUGGGAAGGCUUCCUAGGCCCCACGAAGGCCUGGGACUGUGGCUGGGUGGGCUGCAAGGGACAGGAGCUGUGAGGUGCCUGUUGGGUUCAAGCCAGGAAGCAACUCCCUCUUUGGGCUGUCUCAGCAUGAACGCAGAGGCCAUUGCCUCUGGGGGAAUUCGGGGUUGGGUAACCUUCCUGACAGACAAUGUAGAGGUUUCCAGGAAAAUGUCGGUGUCAAAAACAAGUUCCCAUUCAGCUACAAACUUGGCAAUCUUUUCACUUAGAAUUGGAAAAAGGCCCUCUAACUAAUAACUGUCAAAUAAUUUGGAGUCUUCCCAGGGGGCUUCUACAAUGUGCUUUUGAGAUGUUCUCUCCAAGUAAACAGAGUGGAGAGAAAUGAUCCAUGAGUGAUCCCAUGACUGGAUGGAGGUAACUGAAGACAAAGGGACAGUUAAGGUGAGGCUGGUCAUCUGAUGCGCAGAGAGCGUGUCAUGGGGGACACAGCCGGUAAACUAAGAGCAACAGCCUUGGAAAUAAUGAUUAUACCCUUAUCUAUUGUGAUUUGUGGUGAUGUGUAUUGUUUCAGAGAGGACCUUGCUCCGCAGGCCGUUCUGAUUAAACAUGGCAGAAGGAGGAGGGCCGGGAGGAGAGAGGGGUGGCUUCUCCCCGUGAGGGGGUCUCUCUGUGAGGAGGCUGGUGGCAGCCCCAAUUCAGUGCUGGACCACUAAGACAAGGACAAAAUGUCUGCCCAGUGGCGGCCAGUAAGUCCUUCUGUGCCUGCUUGGGAAAGAGAAAUGACGGCGGUGGGUUUAGCGCAUCGUAUCGCCAUAGAUGACAGAGGGGACUCGGCCCCCUCCAUUUGCAUAUGCAGAACAAGAGGAUGUGGCUUGGAUUAGAGUUUAGGUAGCUUCCAGGAAGAAGUUACUGGCAAUAAUGAACACGGAGUGGGAUUCCAGGGCAAGUGGUGGAAUUGGUGCAUUACGUUUUCUCAUGGGGCAGGAGAAUGCCUUGCUCCGGUUCUGUGAAUUCACCUAAAAUGGCCUCUUUUUGCUUCUAUGCAUGGUUGUAUUAAAAGUUGAGAUGAUCUUUGCUCCUGUCACUCGUAUGACAGCAGCUGGGCUGCUCGCAGCCCAAAGCCAUCCUCUCACCUGCCCUCAAAAUGGGUGGAACGAGUGGAGAAUCACCUCUGAGCAUUGGUUUCUCUUUAUUUUCAAUUUACUGUGUUUAUUUGUAUGCCCCUCCCUAUAGUUACUUCAGCCUGGGUGCCUCUGGAAUGGGUGUUUUAAUAAAAUCUUCACACCUAAGCAAUUCCGGGGCUUGCCGAGGGCCAGCUUCUCAGCCCCCACAUGUGCAAAGGGGGCUCCUCUGGGCAUUUCCUGUUCUGGGGGAGGGUGGACAGGCGCCCAGGCUCUUGCUCAUGGGGAGCUUGAUUUACAGAGUGUAGCGACAGCCCUCUCUCUCCAUUCUUCAGAGAAGCUGGAGAAUCAUCCACAAUGAAGGGCUCUCUCCCGACUUUCACUGCUUUGGAAACUGCCACAUGGGUUGUGAAGACUUGAAGGGAGUGUUAAUGUUCAGACAGGGUGAAGGGAGGUAGCCACGGGCAGAGCGGGGUGUGAGGGGACCCACAAGGGCUGCAGCCUUCGGGAAUUUGAAGACAGAGGGAAGAGGUGGCCUCUGAGGCCUAGCACACAGGGCCCAGGAGAUAAGUGCAGGGACAGGGGGCUAAGAGACAAACACAGGGCUGUUAGUGGAUAAAGUUAGGCUACUGCACAGGCCAGAAAAGAAGGGAGGGAACCAGCAGAGAAAAUAGAAGUAGGAGGGAGGCGUAGACUAGAGGUAGGAGGGAGGCGUAGAAUGGAAGUGGCAGUGCUUAGUCCUGAAAGGGCCUGUUUUAUCCUUGCAAACCUGCCACGAUGGGAGGGACCAAGGCGCUGCUGGCUGAACAGCCUGCAAGGGAACUGGCCCAGUGCCCCAGGGCCUGUGGACCAGUAGCAGCUUCAGUGGGUCAGGCAUCUGAAUCAUCCUCACUGGGGCAGAAAGCCCCUUCCUGCUGGAAAAGUUACAGAGUCCAGGUGGCCACGGGAGGGAGGACCCAGGUGGGGAGCAUGGCUUCUAGGAGGGUGUCCGUCCCUUCUAGGAGGGCAUCCAGGAAGGUGGGGCCCUCUGGGAAUCUCCACAGCCCUACGAGGUUCGGGCUCCAGAGGACACACUCCAGGGUCAGGGCAGCUUCCCACCAGCUUGUGGCCUGCAGCCCUGCUGGAGGCGACUGGUCAGGGCCCCGCUGGCCCACUCCUCUCUCGGGGAGCCUCCGCGGCCUGCAGCUGCAGAACAAGCUACAGGGCCUGGCUGCCCUCCAGCACUCUGAGUCAGUCUUUCUCCAAAGCAACAGCAGGCUAGACUUUCCCAGGGUGAUGAGGGUCUCACAUCUGCACCCUGCGACCACUCAGCCGGGGAAGGAGGUGGAGGGCGUCUGCGAAGAUACGUGUCCCCUUGGGGCGGCAGCUUCCCCGCAGUAACAGCAGCCAGCCCUUCAAGUGUGAGGCAAGGUGAGAAGUGUGUUCUCUCCUGGGCUGCGCACUUUAAUGCUUCGUGAGCCUCAAGGGGCAGGAACUAUUAUCAAUCCCUACUUUUCAGAUGAAGCAAGAGCUUAGUGAAGUGAGCAGCCUAAGGUGGUGAUGGCCUGGGAGUCGGACCUAGGCAGUCAGAUCCCACCCACACUGAAUCACACCCAUCCAAAGCUUCUGGGGGACAGUGUCUCAUUUCUGUUUUCUCACUAAUAUCUAAAGUUUCCAUCCCUCUCUCUCAUACACACACUCACAGUCUAAUAUAUAAAGGAGCUUGCAGCCCUAACCCCUGUUGACUUCCCCCCUGUGAAAUCUCAUAUAUUGAUUGUUCGGUUGAUCAGACCGAUUUUCUGAUGACAUUUUGCUGGAGGCUUGGAUGUCAGGUAUUUUAUAAAUGAGGAUCAGAAAUAGAUGUCUGCGGUUAAGUUACCAGUCUCAUUUAGAAUGCUUCUCCCAUUUUGAAAUUGGUGCUUUUUCUUUUUUUAAUGGCUGGAGCAAUCCAGAAACUGUUUAAAUCAUUCAGUCUUUUUUUAAAAAAAAAACUUGACUUACUGGUACCCUUUGUCUAAGAAACUAGAACUGCAGCACACAAUAUUGCCUUGGGAUUAAACAGUCAUGGAAACAAAAAUUUCUUCCCAGAAACGUACGAUAAAGCAUGUGGAUACUGAUAACUGGUUUACCGUGAUGCUAAGCUGGGAGGGCCCUAGCCCUCCUGGGUGGCACUCUAGCACCCCCACGCCCACUCCUCCUUGGAAUCCUCAUGCAUCGGGUGCUCUGCCCAGGAGACUUUUCCCCUGCACGCCCCUCCCAGCCCGCUGGGCUUGCCGGGUGCACGGAUCGGAAGUGGAUUCCGUCCUAGCUGGGGGGCUGACUCAGUGCAACCCUGACCCUCGGGGCCCAGCUUCCUUGGCUGCGAGCUGGAACAGUGCUCAGGAUAAAAGGCAGCAGUGCUCCCACCAGAAGCAGGACAUUCCCUGGAGACUUUAAGAACCAACCAGAUGUCCUCCUACCCAAGACAGCCUGUGUGAAUUCACAUGGUUAGAAGGCUGGGGAUGAGCCGACAGAGCCCAGGCAUUCUCUCCAGUCCAUGCGGCUGGAGAGGAGCAUCGAUGAGGAAAGCCUCCUGGCCUGAGUGCCCAGCCCUGUGCGACACACACAGAGUGGGGUUCCGUCACUCACAGCUCUGCCCCUAACCCUGGGCAGCUGACUCAGGGGCUCUGAGCUUCAGUCCCUGGAUCUGUAAUAUGAGGGGGUUGACCACAUGAUUGGUAAGAUGCCUUCCAGCUCUUAAGAAAAUGUUAAAUACACUGGAUUCCUCAAACUGUUAAAUAAGUGAAUUGCUUCCACAGUUCUCUGGGUACAUAUGUCAAGAAACCACACCAAAUAGUGUUUUUUAAAUUCUGAGUCUAAAACCAUUAAAUUUGCCUGGCUUCUAUUUCAUCUUGUGGUUUAUGUGUAAACACUUUAAAUUUCCUGGAUUUUUUUUUUUUUGACUUGACAUGCAGCUACCUACAUCUGUCACGCAGCUCCUAGUUUAGUCAAAGUAGGGACCACAUUAGAAGCAUGUGAAUUGGUGGUGAGUGCAUGCUAAAAAUUAAAUUCUACAAGACCAAUUCUGGACAAAAUUAAAUUAUUCUUUCUGGUAUUCGCCACUCCUUUGAGAUCCUCUCUUUCCUCAACCCCUCCUUUGCUCUGCGUGGCCCCCUUAUCAAGGCCCCACCUCCCACACACUUUUUCUGGUGACUGGGAUGAUAAACCAACCUGUGCACCCCCGCGAGAAGGCGGCACUCACCAUCUGUGGCAGAGACGCUGAUGCUCGCGCACCACCCCAGGUGUCCCCCCCAUUGCCCCAGCUCCCCUGCACUGAGGCUGGGGCCAUGGACUGUGAGUGGAAGUGACACUGUCGCUCUGGUCUGAGGCACUUAGGAACAGUUACGAGUUCUCUCCACCCUUAUUGUGACUUGAAGGAAAACCCAGAGACGGCAGAGUUGCAAGAUGGAAGCUGCCUGAAUCCUUGGGUCUUACAAUAGAGGGAAGUAAGAAGGGCUGCCUGAUGUGCCUACGACAUGAUGAAAAAUAAAACUCUCUGUCUUAAGGUACUGACAUUUCAUAGUUUGUUGCUU